Molecule: messenger RNA, 1603 nt
Organism: Pseudomyrmex gracilis
Lineage: Eukaryota; Metazoa; Arthropoda; Insecta; Hymenoptera; Formicidae
Product: retinoid-inducible serine carboxypeptidase-like
Exons: 9
Coding region: 58-1365 (435 amino acids)
Biological process (GO): proteolysis
Molecular function (GO): serine-type carboxypeptidase activity
Source: RefSeq, a predicted model, not a curated record
UUCGAGCUGCUUUACUUUCAACAAGUUCACCCGAGACGUUACGUCCGUGAUCCUAAGAUGCGGGGUGGAUUUGUGAUUUUCGCUCUAUUGGGCCUUGUUUCUGGAAGUUUCGGGAGAAAAGGAUUCGGUCCUGGCGAGCAAGAAUGGGGCUACGUCAAAGUGCGACCUUACGCGAAUAUGUUCUGGUGGCUGUAUUACACCACGGCAAAAGUUAACUCGUAUUACGACAGACCGCUGCUCAUCUGGUUACAAGGCGGACCGGGCGCAUCUUCGACGUCGUUUGGAAAUUUCGAGGAACUGGGUCCUCUCGACACCGACUUGAAUCCGAGAAAUCACACUUGGGUUAAAAACUACAACGUUCUCUUUAUCGAUAAUCCCGUCGGUACCGGAUUCAGUUACGUCGAACGCUUAUCAGCGUACGCGACAACAAACAAACAAAUUGCCGACGAUCUUGUAGCGUGUAUGAAAGGAUUCUACCAACAACAGCCGAAUUUCCGGAACGUAUCGACUUACAUUCUCACCGAAUCGUACGGCGGCAAAAUGGGUGCGGAGUUCGCGCUUGUCUGGGAUCGUGCUCAAAGAAUUGGCACAAUUAAUAGUAAUCUAAAGGGAGUCGCACUCGGAGACGCUUGGAUUUCCCCCAUUGACUCUGUAAUGACGUGGGCGCCAUUUUUGCUCCAGACGGGUAUGGUCGACACGGAAGGGUACAAGAUAAUCGAUGCCGCGGCGCAAGAAACAAAACGUAUGGUCGAAACUGGCCAGUGGAACAAAGCGACUCAACUUUGGGCUCACACAGAAAACGUCAUCGACAAUCAGACUCAUGGAAUUGACUUCUACAACAUUCUCACUCCGCAAAGUUAUCACACACAUAAGGAACGUUCGUUCUCUCUCGAACCAGAAUCUAUGUAUCAACGUUUCGUCAAUAUUCAGUCUUACUCGCUUGACGACUUAAUGAAUGGUCCGGUGAAGGAAGCGCUCGGUGUUAACGUCACUCACGGCGAACAUUCCGGAACGGUCUUCGUGAAUUUACAAGAAGACUUUAUGAAACCUGUUAUUGACAUAGUGAACCAAUUGCUCGAUAAAACCAAUUUGAAGGUAUUCGUGAUCACCGGGCAAUUGGACCUGAUUGUCGACACACCAGGUACUCUUCUUUGGGUCGAGAAACUGAAGUGGAAAGGCGCCUUUGAGUGGAAAAAUUCGUCCAGAGAUCCCCUCGUAAGUCAAUCCAACUUGAUCGAGGGUUACAACAAGAACCACGUUAAUUUCGGAAUGUAUUGGGUCAACAGAGCUGGACAUAUGGUUCCGAAGGACAACCCAGACGGUAUGAACGUUAUAUUGGAGCAUUUGACGAGCAACGCGAAGUGAACGAAAGGCAGACUUUUAUUUGUGGCUUUUAAAUAUGCGAUUCAAUAUAACGACGCUUCAUCUCUUUCGCAACUUUUUUUAAGAGAACUGCACGCGAGAUUAUAAAAAAACACGUCAUCAUAUAUUCAUUCAUUUAUUCGAGAGAACAAUUCUGAUUACUUAUAUAAUCAUGUAUGUCUGUAAUAUAUUACAAUUUUCACAGAGAUAUUUACACUUUUGUAUUAUAUAUUAAAUGAUG